This is a messenger RNA of Penaeus indicus, 2794 nucleotides long. Its product is annotated as G patch domain-containing protein 1 homolog. Gene Ontology annotation, biological process: mRNA processing. The record is from RefSeq and is a predicted model, not a curated record. Gene Ontology annotation, cellular component: nucleus. Gene Ontology annotation, molecular function: RNA binding. The transcript has 15 exons. The coding region runs from base 149 to 2776 and encodes 875 amino acids. Lineage: Eukaryota; Metazoa; Arthropoda; Malacostraca; Decapoda; Penaeidae.
AGAAACGUAAACAAAGUGGGAAUUUUGACAUGUCUAAGCGUUGAUUACAUUAAUUCUAGUGUUUUCUAAGAAAGUCUGCACUUUUCAGUUCAUUUAAGAAGAAGCAGGGGCAUUGGUUAUUCUUAUUCUGUUAUGAUAAGUGGCCAAUAUGAGCGACAGCGAUGACGAUUACGCUUUCUUUGGAAGUCCUGUGCGGGAGCUUGAUGAAGAUGAAUUACGAAAGCAGAAAGUCCCAAGAAUUGAGGACCAGUUUGCCAAGGACAAACAGGGUCGACGGAGGUUUCAUGGUGCCUUCAGUGGAGGAUUCUCAGCUGGUUACUUUAACAGUGUUGGAUCAAAGGAAGGUUGGACUCCCUCCACAUUCGUAUCAUCCAGAGGCCAGAGGGCUGAUUCCAAAGCAGCAAGGCCUCAAGAUUUUAUGGAUGAUGAGGACCUAGAAUCAUAUGGAAUAUCCCCACAAGGAAUCCAGGCUACAUCAAGUUACGACAGCAAUGACCCUCAAAAGCGCAAGCGUGUGAUAGACCCUGAUGGACCCAUCCCUGGAGUCCCUGUCUUGGAAGAUAUACUCAAACCUGCUAGGGAAACUAUGGGCAUGAAGAUCUUACAGAAACUUGGAUGGAGACCUGGUCAGGGUGUUGGCCCACGUGUGAAGAGAUUAGAGAAGGUUAAGGCUCAAAAAGACAAGCGGAGGAUGUAUGGAUGUCACUUUCCUUCAGAUGGUGGAGAUGGUGAUAAAGACGAAGAUGGAGAUGAUGAUGCAGAUUGUGACUCAGGGGUUACAUAUGCCCCUGAUGAUGUUGAAACACUAUAUCUUCCCAAUCCCAAGCAAGACCAGUUUGGCCUGGGAUACAAACCUCUUGACCGCACUCCUGUACUUGGAGGACACAUAAAUCUGUUCGACCCUUCUCCCCUCAGCAUGAAAGAGAAGAAGAAGAAAGUCUUGAUAAAGGGACAGGCAUUUGGUGUAGGAGCAUUUGAGGAUGAAGAUGAAGAUAUUUAUGCAACAGAAGAUAUGAGCAAUUACGACUUUGGUGAAGAAAAGAAAAAUGCUCAAAAGAAGAAUACGAGUCAGAAUUUCCAGUCUCCAAUGACCCUCUUAGGAUUAACAGAAAUGAUAGAAGGUUUCAAGAUAAGCACCAAACCUAGCCAAGGUCACAAAAUUUAUCCAAGACCCAACCUACCUAAAGAUUUCACUCCUAAACACCAACCAAGAAAACGGAGAUUUGAGAGAAAGGAAAAUGAGGUGCGUGGGCUUGGCAGACAUGAGAUGACACCAGAACAGAGAGCAAGACUUCUCUCAGAUAAAUCCAAAACAACUGUGGAGUUCUGCUAUCGGUAUUAUCUGGCACAGCCCAAGACCAUGACAGAAUGGGAAAGAGAACGGGAGAUAUGUGAAUUUAAUCGAGCAGCACAGCUCUUCCAGCCCCUUACAUCUACCAUGGCUAACAGGUUUGUUACAGCAGCCACAUCAGAUACCGGCCCUGUCCUGAAAGAUGGAUUGAAUACAGAAAUCCCAAAGAUUGAGCCAGUAAAUGAAGAAAUAGAGAUUGACGCACUUGGUGGUAAUGUUGCUGAUGAACGGAUAAAAGCUGCCAAAAUGAACAUGUUUGGCAAACUCACACAAGUCACUGUUGACUGGCAUCCUGACCGCUUGCUCUGUCGACGCUUUAAUGUCCCAAACCCUUACCCAGAGUCAUCAUUUGUUGGUGUCCGUAAGACUACAGGAGAAAAGCUGUCCAUUUUCAAUGUGUUAAAUGCACCUGUAGAAGACACAGCAGGCCUUCAGUCUAAAAAAUCUCAAACUAAGUCAAAAGCUGAUGAGGAUGAUCAGAGUGAAGAUGAUGAUGAUGAUGAUGAAGAUAAUGAUGGUUAUGAUGAUAACAAACCAGAAACAUUUGGUCUAAAGGUCCCAGUGGAUGGACCACCAACCAUGGACCUGUUUAAGGCUAUUUUCCAAGACAGUGACUCAGAGUCAGAUGAUGAAGAAAAAAAUGACGCAGAGGAAGAAAGUGAUGCAGAGAUGUCGGAAGUGAAAGAAGAAAACACACAAAGAUCUUUUCAGUCAUCGUCUAGGUCUUCUAAGGAAGUGAAGAAUAAUGAUGUUAAUAAUCCUGUCAUGAGAUCAGUGACUGAACUUGUGUCAACAAUAAGAGGAGAAGUGAAUACUGGUGUAAGCAAAGAGGACGAAGGAUUGAAAGAUCCUAAGAAGAAAGUUAGGGUCAGUAGGUUUGAGCCAAGAGAAGAAGUCAAAAAGGAAGAGGACGUCCCACCCAAACACAUUUUUAUACCUCGCAAAAAAGCUCCAGAACCUACUGAGAGUCAGCCAGCAAAAGGAAUAUUUGCAAACAUUGAUUUUGAAGCUUUAAACAGCUACAGAAAAUUAGAUCCAGAAACUAGCAAAGAACAGACAGAUAACAUAAGCAAUGAUGAAGGUUCUAAUGAGGCUAGAGAAAAGAAGGACAGUGAUUCAUCAGUCGACUCGGAGGAUGAAUAUGGACCCCCCAUUCCAUCCCACCUUAAGAAUAGGAAUCAGAUGAUUAGGUCGACCCCAGCGUCUGUUACCCUCCCAAGAGAUAUAGCUACAAAGAGUGCCAAUAAAGAUUCUCCAUGGAUUGUCAAAGAAGUAAAGAGUAAGAGUUCAAAGAAGCACAAACACAAAGAUAAACAUAAACAUAAAAAGGAGAAGAAGAAGAAGAAAAAGCAGAAGGAAAAGAAAAAGAAGCAUCGCAGAAGGAGCAAAAGUGAUUCAAGUACAGACUCAUCUGACAGUGAAUAAAAUUUUAAGUUAUGCAAA